AAGCCUCUGUAUAUUUUUGACCGACCCUCAUCUUGAUGGCCCUUAGUCCCAUGAAGACUAAAAAUCAAUCAAUCAAAUAUCAAGAGUGCUUUUCUAUAGUGACUAUAAAUUUAAUGAGAUGAAGGUUUUUCCUCCGCCAUCAUAUACUACACUGACUUGCAAGGUCCUUUUUUCUUCUCAUUGGUCUUAAAUGUUUUUAAUUUUUUUCUUGGUUUUCAUCACCAGUUUAAUCACAUUCAAAGCCGAUUCUGUCAUCAAAUGAUUUUAUCUCUCUUACUAUCGUAGUUGUGGGGGUCUGUUUUUGGCUUUCACACCACAUGUUUUUAAUGUUUUUAUUUUUGUUGAAUGAGUCCCAAAAUUAAUGAAGCUAGGGUGAGAUUGGUCUUUUCGCAGAAUCUAGCAUUACAUAUAUAUCCUUUACCUUUGUUCUUUCUUAUUAUAUCUUUGAGUUGAACUCUUUUUUGUUCUUUCCAUCUUUGGUCAGACAAUUUUUAUCUUUCUACUUCCACUUCAUUUGAAAUUUCCUUCAACAAAUUAACACAACCAAAAAGACAAAACCUAUUAUUGUUUGGAUUGCUCCAUGUUAUUCUGCUUGUUGUCUCAUAAAUCAUAGAGUGUUGUGUGUGAAAGACAAAAUCGAUGAAGCUAGCUUUGAGAUAAAUGAAAAUGUUGUCCACAAUGUCAGGCUCAGAAUUAGUGAAUAUUAAUAUUUUAAUUUUGUCAUGUUUUUUGGCUUUGAAUUGCUUUCUUCAAGAGUUUGGAUCCAAUGGUCAACUCAUUCCACAAGAUGAAGUAAAAUCACUACAAGCAAUAUCAGAUAAACUAAAGAACGUGCAAUGGAAAGUCACAGAACGUUCCUGCGUUGAUGAUGGAGGCUUCAGUAAUGACAAUCUUAAUACUGAGAAUGACAUCGUCAGGAAUGUCUCAUGCAAUUGCAAUUUCCAAAAUAACACCGUUUGUCAUGUUACUAGCAUAUUUCUAAAGGGCCAAAAUAUAGCUGGAGUUAUGCCUAGUGAAUUUGGAAACCUUACUCAAUUGAAAGUACUUGAUCUCUCUCGUAACUAUCUCAAUGGCUCAAUUCCGACGACUUUUGCUAGCAAUUCUCUAGUUGUUUUGUCGCUUUCGGGAAACGGAUUAAGUGGUCCAAUUCCCACAGAAAUUGGUGAUAUUGCUAGCUUGGAGGAUCUGGUCUUGGAAAAUAAUCAACUAGGUGGACCACUUCCUCCUAGUCUUGGAAAUUUGAGCAAGUUGAAGACACUGCUUCUUUCUUCAAAUAAUUUUACAGGGAUAAUACCAGAAUCAUUUGGCAAACUAAAGAAUCUCACUGAUUUUACGAUAGAUGGAAGCAGUUUAUCUGGACAGAUACCUAGUUUUAUUGGGAACUGGACCAAACUUGACAGAUUGAAUAUGCAGGGAACAUCUAUGGAAGGUCCUAUUCCCUCCACCAUAUCUGAGUUGAAACUUUUGACGGAGUUGAGAAUAUCUGAUUUGACAGGAUCAGCUAUGACAUUUCCUAAUCUAAAGGAUUUCAAAAACUUGCAACUCUUGGAAUUGAGAAAUUGCUUAAUCACAGGCCCUAUUCCUGAUUACAUUGGUGAAAUGGAAAGUUUAGUUACUUUAGAUCUAAGCUUCAAUAUGUUGACCGGUUCAAUCCCAAAUUCAAUUCAGGGCUUAAAAAACCUUGAGUACAUGUUUCUGACGAAUAACUCUUUAAGUGGACCGAUUCAAGACUGGAUACUGAACUUCAAAAUUAACAUAGAUUUAUCUUACAACAAUUUUACAAAGUCUUCUGCAACUGGCUGCCAACAGUUGAAUCUGAACUUGGCUUCAAGCCAAUCGUCUUCAUCGGUCACUACACCUUCAACAUUUUGUUUGAAGAGGAACCUUCCUUGCGCAGGAAAACCUCAGUAUAAUUCAUUGUUCAUAAAUUGCGGAGGACCUCAAGAGGAUUAUGAUGGAAAUCACUAUUUUGGAGAUCUGCAAACAGAUCGCGUUUCAAAUUUUGUUGUUAGAAAUGAAGGACAAUGGGCUUAUAGCAGCACGGGAGUGUAUAUGGGAAUUGUUAACGCAAAUUAUAUGGCAUCAAAUACAUAUUCUUUGAAUAUUAAUGGCUCAGAAUACUAUAAUACCGCACGGCUUUCACCUAUGUCACUUAAAUACUAUGGCCUUUGUAUGGAGAAGGGAAGUUAUAAAGUGAAUCUCCAUUUUGCUGAGAUAAUGUUUUCAGACGACAAAACUUUUAGCAGUCUUGGAAGACGCAUAUUUGAUGUUUCAAUUCAAGGUUUUAAAUAUUUGAAAGAUUUUAACAUUAUGGAAGAAGCUGGUGGAGUUGGAAAGGGCAUCACUAAGGAAUUUGAUGUCGAAGUCAAUGACAACACGUUGGAAAUUCACUUAUACUGGGCAGGGAAAGGAACCAAUGCGAUUCCUGUCAGAGGUGUAUAUGGACCUCUUAUAUCUGCUAUCACAGUAACACCAAACUUCAAAAAUCAUUCAAAAGGGUUGUCUGCUGGAGUUAUUGUUGGAAUUGUAGCCGCAUCAUGUAUCCUUGUCAUAUUGAUAUUGGUUACCCUUUGGAAGAUGGGUUUGCUUGGCAGAAAAUAUGUAAGAGAGAAAGAACUUCUUGAUCUCAAAACUGGUUAUUUCAGCUUAAGACAAAUUAAAAUAGCCACUAAUGACUUUGACCCUGCAAAUAAGAUUGGUGAAGGGGGAUUUGGACCGGUAUACAAGGGUAUUCUGUCAGAUGGUGAUGUCAUUGCUGUUAAGCAACUCUCCUCCAAAUCACAUCAAGGGAACCGUGAAUUUGUUAAUGAAAUCGGAAUGAUAUCUGCUUUACAGCAUCCAAAUCUUGUUAAGCUCUAUGGCUGUUGCAUUGAAGGAAAGCAGUUGCUGCUGGUAUAUGAAUACAUGGAAAACAAUUGUCUUGCGCACGCACUUUUUGGUCGUCCAGAACAGAAGCUGCACUUGGAUUGGCAUGCAAGAAUGAAGAUUUGUCUUGGCAUAGCAAAGGGAUUAGCAUUUCUUCAUGAAGAAUCAGUGUUGAAAAUAGUACACAGGGAUAUUAAGGCUUCUAAUGUAUUACUUGACAAGGAUUUGAAUGCCAAAAUCUCUGACUUCGGUUUAGCUAAGCUUGAUGAAGAUGGGAAUACCCAUAUCAGUACACGGAUAGCAGGAACAGUUGGAUACAUGGCUCCAGAAUAUGCUAUGCGGGGUUACUUGACUGAUAAGGCAGAUGUAUAUAGCUUUGGAGUUGUAGCUUUAGAGAUUGUUAGCGGAAAAAGCAAUACAAAUUUUAAUCCAAUGGAGGAGUUUUCAUAUCUUCUGGAUUGGGCCUGUGAUCUUCAAGAGCAAGGGAACAUUUUGGAGUUAGUGGAUCCAAGUCUUCUUGGCUCAAGGUACUCCACAAAGGAAACCAUGAGAAUGCUUAAUGUGGCAUUCUUAUGCACAAACACAUCUCCCACUCUUAGGCCAUCGAUGUCAUCGGUAGUGAGCAUGCUUGAAGGAAAAACUCCGAUCCAAACGACAGUAAUCAAUCAGAGGGACAGUGGUCAACAUGCAAGUCUCAAAUCCUCCGAGUUUCUGUCACAAGAUAGUCAAACAUCAACAAACGGGCCAAGGGUAUACUCCUCCGUAUCUCUUCUAAGUGAAGACGAUUUUUCUUCAAGCAGUUAACUUUCUUUUGUUUCACAUGAUGUGUUCAGAUCACACUAAAUCAUUUUACGAAGGUGAUAUAUAUAUAUAUAUAUAGUGUAUGAACUGCAGAUUAACAUCAUAUCAAGACGAUAAGCGAGCAUAGAAGUUUGGUUCCAUCAUCAGGUUUACAAAUACAUAGCACAUGUACAUUUAUUUGUUGCAAAAUUGUGAGUUAAAGGCAUUUCUUGUGUAUUUUUUUCUUAUCAAGCUUUUAUUGAUAUUUUUCAACUCAUUCUUGUGUGCCACAGUCCAUAGAUCUUAAUUUAGACUCAUUGGCAUUGAUGGUGAACUAUUGCUAAUAUAGAAAGUUACUUGGCAUUUUGUAUGCCAAUUAGGACAACUUUUGUGUCAUUCUUUUGUACCUCAAUUUUUAAAAGAGGGAUGUCUGAUUCAUAAUAUUGAGUUUUAUCUGUGAAAAGGUGAUUUGCUCUCUACAAGUAACUUAGUUGAAGAAAAGGAUUUUAUGUAGCAAAUAUGCAUCAAAGGAAGGAAGAUAGAUCAUACUUCAAGUUGUUCUUUAAUGGAUUAACCAAGAUUUUCAUUAAUCUCAAAAGAUCACAAAAACCAUUCAAACAUCAACAUAAUAAUCCAAAGAUUUCACACAAUAGCUUAUCACCAAAAUAGCUCCACUUCUCAACAUUACUUCAUCAAUUAUCAUUUGCAAUCUAUUUUUCUCUUUA
This is a messenger RNA of Trifolium pratense (red clover), 4370 nucleotides long. RefSeq names its product probable LRR receptor-like serine/threonine-protein kinase At1g53430. The record is from RefSeq and is a predicted model, not a curated record. Gene Ontology annotation, molecular function: protein binding; protein kinase activity; ATP binding. Lineage: Eukaryota; Viridiplantae; Streptophyta; Magnoliopsida; Fabales; Fabaceae. Bases 661 to 3669 code for a protein of 1002 amino acids. Gene Ontology annotation, biological process: protein phosphorylation. The transcript has 24 exons.